AUGGAGACCAAGGUCAGCCAUGGGCUCUGGCCGGCGCCGUCGGCGCUCCCGCAGGCGCUCCGGUCCAUGCUCGCAGACAGCCUGCGGCCCUCACCAUCGACAACCUACAGGCCGCGACCCUCCUCCAGCAGCUCAACGUCCCGGCGCCGGCCAUGCGACCGCGCGCGCUUCGCUGUCGCUGUCCGAGCCGCCGAUCGACACGGCGCGUGGCUGGACGUUCCCGCCCGUCGCGGUCUCCGAGGCCGACGACAACUGCUUUUCGAGCGCGAGGUGAAGCUCAAGCUACCGGCGCGGCUCAUGGAUGUGCUAGGUGUCGUGCGGCGGCUGCGCGACACGGCGAUCAUUGACUUUCCACCCGAAGUCUUCUUGCAGCGCCCGGCGACGCUCCAAUACCUCUUGCACCCGUCGCGACGCCGCUUCUCGAGUCUUCCGCGGGCUUUGGCGACGCACGUCCUUUGCGACCUCACGGCCGGAUGGCUGCAGCCGUGCCGCCUCCUCGCGCAUGCCACGUCGCCGCAUCACACCUCUCGAUAUCCCUCUUCUGCAGGCGCACCGGUAGAUGGCAGCUGGUCGCUCGCUGGCGGGUUUCACCAAGUCGUUGCGCUCGUGACGGCGCCGCAAGUCCACCUCGUCGCCGCUGUCGCACCAACGUGGCGUUGCGACGCAGACGGCCGUGGUCAGGACGCUUCGCGCUUCACGCGGCUUUUCAUCGCCAACGUGCUCCUUGCGCCACACGUCGACAAGCACGCCGUCAUGGCGCUUCUCAUACUGGUCACCGACGUCUCUCCGCAGUUGACGCGGUCUGAAAUGCGUACCGGUACAGUCGAAGCCCUCUAA
Molecule: messenger RNA, 837 nt
Organism: Saprolegnia parasitica CBS 223.65
Lineage: Eukaryota; Oomycota; Saprolegniomycetes; Saprolegniales; Saprolegniaceae
Exons: 3
Coding region: 1-837 (278 amino acids)
Source: RefSeq, a predicted model, not a curated record